GUUGAAGAUACAGCCGUCUAUUGUUGGAACGUAAUUUUUUCCCCCGAUUUUUGACGUCACGUGUUUUGACAAGUGUGAUUAAUUAAUACGGGGUUUGAUUUUAUGCAGCGGAGGCUGGCACUGACGUGAGGGGGAUUUGGGGAUUUUGUGAGUGGUUGUGGAGGUUUGGAGUUUAGAGAGUGAGAUAAAAAAAAAGUUGGUGGGAUUUUUGUGGAGGAGAACUUUGGCAGCUGGGGACUGAUGAUGAUGGAUUAAUGAGGGAACGGGAUUUCGAAAACGAGAUUGGAGUGAUGCCAUACCGGUUAUAAAUCAUCGGGAGGACGCAAUGGGACGGACACGAGUUCCGCUGACCAGUGGAGGAAUGCCAGCGAUUUUACUCAUUCUCUUUACCCUAGUCCUCACGGUGACAGCUGUGCCAAAUGUCAGAUCGGAAUCUGCAACGGGACCGGCGAACAGUGUUGGUCCAUUGUCAGGAUCAUCAGCGUCUUCAUCAUCGUCAUCACCAGUUUCAUCGUCAGCGAUUGGUUCGGUGUCGGGUGGUAGCCCGCAAUCAAAUGGUAUAGGCAAUGGGCUUGGUGGUGGUAGUGUUGGCCACUCGGUGAUGAGCGUCGGUCCCACCGGAAAUGGCAGGUGCGAGGACAUCACCAUUCCCAUGUGUCGAGGAAUUGGCUAUAACCUGACGGCGAUGCCUAACGAGCUGAACCACGACACGCAGGAGGAAGCGGGCCUGGAGGUCCAUCAGUUCUGGCCGUUGGUGGAGAUCAAGUGCUCCCCAGACCUCAAGUUCUUCUUGUGCUCCAUGUACACACCCAUCUGUCUUCCGGAGUACAGCAAGCCUCUGCCGGCGUGUAGAAGUGUCUGCGAGAGGGCGCGAGCUGGAUGUGCACCCCUGAUGCAGCAGUACGGAUUCUCCUGGCCGGAGAGGAUGGCUUGCGAGCGUCUUCCAAUGCAGGGGGAUCCUGAGAACCUCUGCAUGGAGCAGGACAAUCAUGCUAACGCUGGUGGUGGCCAUCCCAGCAGUCCACCAAUGCCAGCUGCUGGCCCACCACGCCCUACAAGACCAUCAAAGACCGCUCAGCAGCCGCGCUGCAAACCCGGUAAGAAUCAAAAAAACUGCCAAAAUCCCCCAGGGGACAGAACAAGGGAGUGCGAGUGCAGAUGCAAAACUCCACUCGUACCACUGGGGGUAACAAGUGUCAGCGGAAACGACCACACAGUUCUCGGAAGCAUGCACGCGGUAGGGGUGCCGAUGUCAGGGGGGAUAGGGCCAAUGGUAAGCAGAGACAUUGCCCUGGGAAACGGAAAUGUCCUGAAGAAUUGCGCCCUACCGUGUCACGGGGCAUUUCUGACCACCGAGGAAAGAGGAUUCGCAGCCGUUUGGCUGGCGUUAUGGAGCGGCCUAUGCGCAGCAAGCACACUCACAACCGUAACCACAUUUCUCAUAGACACACAACGCUUUAAAUAUCCAGAAAGACCAAUUGUCUUCCUCUCCGCCUGUUACUUCGUGGUGUCGUUGGGCUACCUAGCGAGAAGUGUGAUGGGCCACGAGGAGAUUGCGUGUGACGGACCAGCCCUGAGGUCCGGACCACAGGGUCCUGGUGCGUGUGUCACAGUUUUCCUCAUGAUUUACUUCUUCGGAAUGGCUUCAUCCGUCUGGUGGGUCAUACUCGCGUUCACCUGGUUCUUGGCUGCCGGCCUCAAGUGGGGUAAUGAGGCCAUAGCAUCGUACUCUCAGUACUUUCAUCUAGCUGCUUGGCUAGCACCAACAGCGCAAACAGUCUGGGCACUCUUGGCUGGUGGUGUCGAGGGCGAUCCUGUUGCUGGUGUGUGCACAGUUGCACCUGAUGGUGUACAAACAUUCAUUCUCGUACCACUUCUAGUCUACCUCCUGUUGGGCACCAGCUUUCUACUCGCUGGUUUCGUCAGCCUCUUCAGGAUAAGAUCAGUGAUUAAACGACAACCGGGAGCUAAAGCCGACAAAUUGGAGAAACUUAUGAUUCGCAUUGGUGUCUUCUCAGUUCUGUACACAGUGCCAGCUGGUGCUGUGCUCGGUUGUUAUCUGUAUGAGUCGUCAUUCAGGCUCGAAUGGCUGAGGGGCAUCGCAUGCCAGUGCGAGGCCCGCACCAGGCCAUACUAUUCAGUCCUCAUGCUGAAGUACUUCAUGGCACUCGCUGUCGGCAUCACCUCAGGUGUCUGGAUAUGGAGUGGCAAGACAGUGGACUCAUGGCGGAGACUCUGGAGACGUCUCUUUGGCGGUGGCGUUGCGGCCGGUGGCAAUGCUGGCAUGGCAGGUGUCACUGGUGUCAGUGGAAUUGGCAGUGCAAGCAUGAAAGGACGCUCCAUGAUGCCAAGCUAUGCAGCAUCUGGCCCCGGCAGUGCUCUCCUACCACCGGGCAGUGUUGCCAGUGCAUCACAACACCAUCUUCAUCAUCAUGUACUCAAACAACCACCGCUUUCGCACGUAUGACGUCACCAGUCGGCGGGAGGCGAUAUGAAUACAGCGGGCUGCGAUACCCAGCAACAGAAUCAGUUGCAGCACGAGAGGCCAUCAGCUCUCAGCAACUAUGGACCCAUUUAGCCUUUCGCCUCAGCCUCGAGGAGGCAUACGCCAGCACACACUGCGCCCCAUACACCACACUCAGCAGCAACUAUCUAUUCGAGAAGAUCAUUGGCAUCGACUACUGGACCAUUGACACCAGCUCAUGGUCUGGCGCCGUCAUACACCCAAGCUACAGAUGUCUGAUCUACGAUUGUACCCGUUAUCGGGUGGUAGUGAUAAUGCUCUGUGUGUGAUUACAGAACCAAACGGAACGACGAACGUGAAAACAAUGACUACCAAUAUGCCAUUAAUAUUUGCCGAAUAUACGUAUGUAAAACAGGGCUGGCUCGAUGCCGGCAUACUCCGUGAGUCAAUGUAGCGGUGAUUACUUUAUUUUUCGUUAAUUAUAUGUUUGACGUUCCUUCAGUGGUUAUGUAUCGAAUGCCGGGGAAUCACCGUCCGUGACUAUACGCAAAACACGUCGUAUUGAGAUACUCUCUGGCUAGUGAGUUUGUGAGAAUGAACGAGUGAUUUUUGUAUGUGUGUUUUUAUAGGUGAUUGAUGGUAGGGAUUAUAGAUUCUCUAUAGGUGGGAUCUCUCCUUCUUUAUGCAAUCUAUGAUGCGAUUAUGAUGCCUUGGGGGUGGGACAAGCUGGUGAAGGAGAGAUGUGCGGGAAGUAACUAGUCGUUACUUUAAGUUCGUUAGUUCGAGAUGGCAAAGUAUUCGGUAUUUUUUGUAAAUUUAUGGCUUACCGGCCAUCGGUGUUAAUUAGGGGUGCCUAAUGUCUACGUUCCUAAUUCAUUCGGUAUUUUGGCGCCACGGCACCACAAACCACUACGCAAGUAGUUGAAAGUGAUACACCAAAAGGACAGCAUCAUAAAAUCUUUUUCUUUUCCAUAUUGAUUACCACCUGGUAAUCAGCCAUUUUUUAGUAAAUAUUAUCUCCUUCAAUCUAGUAGUAUAUAUUACUAAAAAAUGAUAAUCAAAAGGUGAAUUCUGAAAAAAAAAGUUUAAUCCUGUCACUUUACCUCAUUUGAUUCUUCUAGUUAUUUCACUCUUAUUUUUUAUUUCAGUCGUCGAUUAAUAAAAGUAGCGAGUAUUGAGGAACGAAUACUUUCUCAUAUUGUAACGACAACUUUCUGGACAUAAAAGUAAUGAGAUUGCACAUCUCUAUAGUGAAAUGUCGGCAAAAUUUGGCGCUACGAACUCUCAGCCAAAAGGGGAUAGAAAAAUAUGAAUGAUGGCUUUAAAAAUUCGUUCCUUCUGUAGAAACCGGUGACGCGAGUUGAGGGUGAUUUGAAGGGGAUAAAUAAUUUUAAGAGUCGUUUAAAAAUGCGAGGUGGGGCGCCGCCAUCUUUGAAGCCAUCUUCCCGAUAAGCAAGAUGGCGGCGCCCACAUCGGUGAACCACCUAGUGUUUUUGAAUGUUUUCAACUCAUUUCAUGCAGUUUUUAGAAGGUGAAGAAGCUUUCUCCUUUGCAUGAGAACUCGUAACGAAAAUUUUUCCCCUCCCUUCACUAUUUUUUUCCACUUCUGAGGCAUCUCAACUGAUUUUCCUUUUAUACUUUAUACUUGUGUGUCUCGCGGGACUCAAGUGCAUGUCCGUCUAAUGUGUAUUCGUAUUGUCUAUUUAUCUACUAGCCGUUUACGCAUAGGUGUGUACUGAUUAGAGGCUAUCUCCAUCGAGUUAUCGGUGAGAUUUAUCGAUUUGUAUCAAAGAUAACGGUGAGUCGAUGGUCUUGGGAUAGCGUAAGGGGGAAGUGUAUAGGUUAGAUGAGACAAAUGAAGGUUUAUUAUAAUGUAAAUAUAUAUUCUAGGGGAUAGGCCACUGUACAUAGGUGAAAGAGGUGAAUUUCUUUGUACAGACUCGAGAGAUUGGCAGGGUCCAGAUGAAAUAGAGAAGGAGGGAUUAGAAUUCAAAUUGUGAGGAUUAUUCGGUCGUUGUGUGAGUGAUGGUUGCGUGAAAAUUAUGUAGAUCGGAUCGUUUUUUUUUUACCGCGGAUGAGGAAGAGUAAGUGAAUAUUAUAAUUAUGGUAAUGUAAAGAGGUUAAGCUGGUCGUUCUUUCGUACUCACCCAUAGAAUCGUCGAUAGAUGAAGAGAUAUUUAAGACUUCUUGUAUUUCCACUCCUCCCUUCCGCUCCCCCUCCCCCCCCUUCCCCACUGCGAUUGUACUUCGCUGCGAGCAACUUUCCCCGGCGAAUCUGGGGAAAGAAGAGAAAUAAAAUGUAUGAGUGGGGAGAACUGAGCCACGUGCACCGUAGAAAAUCAUUACACUAUAUGUAACGUGCGAUUUGUGCGUGAUUUAAAGGGUUUACAGACACAAUUGGGUUUUAUUGAAAUCUUUGUAAGAGAAAUGCAUUAAAUGACAGUCCGAUGUAGUUGUGUAGAUGGAAACAAUUAUUAAAUACAUAAGUACAUAAAUUUGUAAGUCUUUCCAGUUAUACCGGUGUAAUAGGGUGAUUGUGAGGUUUUUUCGUUCCCCAUGAGGUUUGAGAUUAAAUUUUUUUUGGCACUGGUGAGAAUUUGUUGGGGAAGAGUCGAAGGGGAUUUUGAGAUUUUUUGGGGAUAUUCAGGAUGAGUUUUUCAGGGAAAUUGAUAUCAUCGCGCAAUUCUAUUUAUGAAGUUAUCAUUUUCUGAUGUUAUCUUAGGCAAAAACUUUACAUUUCCUAGAAAAUUUGACAUGAAUAUGCAGUUCUAAAUGAUUGAAAAAUCAAAAGACUUGGGGAAAUUGGAAAAAAAAUUCUCAACAGCGUAAAAUCCACUGUUCAUGUGACAAAUUAUCCAGAGACUUUUUGGGAAUAUUUAUGAUAAGUUUUUCAGAGAAAUUGCUGUCAUCUCGCCAUUCUGUACAUGAAAUUAUCGCUGCAUGACAAACUACAGAAAAUAAUGUCACACUUCCUAAAAAAUUUGAUAUCAUAUUCAGUUUUAAAUAAUCUUAAACUCAAAAGACUUGGGGAAAUUGGAAAAAAAAUUCUCAACAGUGCAAAAUCCACUUUUCCUGUGACAUACACGAUCGAGAACCAAAAACUGCCUCAAACACCCCAAACGCAACUGAAAACCACAAAAAUGCAAUAAAGAUGACCUAUGGCGUGAGAAGUAAAUGUGUAAGAAUAUUUAAUUGUAAGAACGACGUAAACGCGUGUGGAAUGGAAUAAAAAGUCACGGAGAGUUGGUCUCACAUAUCACAUUGGAGGAAAUACAAAGAGCAAAAAAAAUUUAAUGUAAAGGACAAAUGAGAGUCGGAGGAAGGGGAAAUUUGUGUAUUAGUUCUCGAGAGAGAGAGAGAGAGAGAGAGAGAGAGAGAGAGAGAGAGAGAGAGAGAGAGAG
Messenger RNA from Diachasma alloeum, 5865 nucleotides. RefSeq names its product frizzled-2 (gene fz2). Gene Ontology annotation, biological process: non-canonical Wnt signaling pathway; canonical Wnt signaling pathway. NCBI's taxonomy places the organism in Eukaryota, Metazoa, Arthropoda, Insecta, Hymenoptera, Braconidae. Gene Ontology annotation, cellular component: plasma membrane. Bases 326 to 2467 code for a protein of 713 amino acids. Gene Ontology annotation, molecular function: Wnt receptor activity; Wnt-protein binding. The transcript has 2 exons. The record is from RefSeq and is a predicted model, not a curated record.